AUGUUAGCGCCAGUCAUAAAGCACGACUCACAUCCUGAGUCAGAUGGUUCAUGGUUGGGCGGUAGUUUGCGUUCAUCGGAUGGAGGAACAUCCUACGCUGGAGGUGUAGAUGAUAUUGGCUUGGAUGACCGAACACGCAUUGAGCGCAAAAUAGAGCAAAUCAAAGAAAGAUUAUCUCGUAUUUCUCUUGCCAGAGAGGCGGAUGUUGAUGACUUCUUGUCUAUGACUAGUAGUAUGGAAGGUGGAAGGGAAAAUCCACAACUAGCACGGGUUCGACAACAUUUCGAGAAGAAAAAUAAGAAAAGUUCGCAAGAAAUUGAACAUUUAAAGAAAAAGCUUGAACAACUGCAAUCAAAAUUAGUGGAUUUGAAUAUGGGAAUUGUCAGCGAAGUUUCACCUAAAAGUUCUGUACUUAAUAAUAUUAGGAAAACGGGUCCACUACUUCGAGAAGUGAUAGCUGCACCACGUGGUAUAGCACAUAUAAUCAAAAGUACUUUUGGAUCAGCGGAUAAUAUACCGGACAGUAUUGCUAGUGGCGCAUCCAAUGUGGGCCAUUCCACUUUUUACUCUGAUACACAAACUAAUGAUAGGAUACAUAAGUUGGAUUUCGAAAAUCGUGAUGUGGCGCCAUCACCAGCUAAGCGUGGACAUAAACGUAAUGAAACAUUGCCUUCUAUGGCAUUUGAUCUCGAUAAUUUGGUAAUCUCGUCUCUACCAGAAAUGCUCCCUCAUGAUGAACCAGAAGUCAAAUUUACUGCUGCAAAUACUGUGAUCGAAUUGCACAAUGACAUACAGGAACUGAAAGCACAAAAUCAGGCGCUUUUUGAGCAGCUAAAUAAGUUGCAGACUCAAAAUAAAUCUGAAUUCAAUUAUUUCAAUAGCGCGCUUCAUGAAGAAAGGAUCAAAACACAGAGGCUUGAAGAAAUGUUGAAUGAAACAAUUGAAUUGCAUCAAGCUGAAAUGAUUGCACUUAAAUCUGAUCUCAACACAAUUGCUACACGUAUGGAUUAUCAGUAUAGCGAUCGUUUUCGCUCCAUUGAAGAAAACAUUGAAAGUACUCAAAAUAAGAUGAUACGAAUGGAAGUAAAUGUGAAAGAAUGGACAGAAUCUCGACCACAAACAACAUUCAAUUCAGUAAUGCUUUCUGGAACAAAUAUUCUGGUGGAAUUUAUCAAGCUUGUAUUGCUUAUUGUGUCUUUUGCUCUUGAUUUUGUUAAACCUUUCACAGGCACCAGGACCCGGGCUGGAUUUGUGAUUUUUUUCUGGCUAGCGCUAAUGAUUUUAACACAUUUCAUCGAUCUUGACGAAUUAAUGCGAAGAAUUGGUGGCAUUCUGCAUCUCAUUUCAUCAUCGUCAACAUCAAAUUCUACUAUUUUAAAUUCUUUAUAA
Molecule: messenger RNA, 1389 nt
Organism: Brugia malayi
Lineage: Eukaryota; Metazoa; Nematoda; Chromadorea; Rhabditida; Onchocercidae
Exons: 10
Coding region: 1-1389 (462 amino acids)
Cellular component (GO): endomembrane system
Source: RefSeq, a predicted model, not a curated record